Plectropomus leopardus (leopard coralgrouper) is the source of this 1365-nucleotide messenger RNA. Its product is annotated as transcription factor E2F5-like. The record is from RefSeq and is a predicted model, not a curated record. Lineage: Eukaryota; Metazoa; Chordata; Actinopteri; Perciformes; Serranidae. Gene Ontology annotation, molecular function: protein dimerization activity; RNA polymerase II cis-regulatory region sequence-specific DNA binding; DNA-binding transcription factor activity, RNA polymerase II-specific. Gene Ontology annotation, biological process: regulation of transcription by RNA polymerase II. Gene Ontology annotation, cellular component: RNA polymerase II transcription regulator complex.
AGCGGGGGUGGACUACUUGUAAAGUUGGAACUCUGCCAUAAACAUUAGCUUUAAUUUAAAGAGUAGGUAAAUGUUCUUGCUCGCUAAACCGUGCAUCUCUUGUUAAAAUACCAUCGGUUAUAGUCGUCGGAGCUGCAAAAGUUAGCUACGUAUCGUCGGCAGCAACUCCUUGCAGCGCUUGUCCCGACAAUAUCCAGCAGCAUGGAUCCUGAAGGGAGCCCACAAAGUGCAGACGAUGAGACCGUCACGCCAGACCAGAUCCCCAAAUACCAGAGGAGUCUGAGGAGCCUUCAUACACUCGCCACGAGGUUUCUCGGGUUGUUGCAAGAAGCUGAUGGCGGUGUGGUGGACCUCAAAGACGCUGUCAGGAUCCUGGCGGUCGGGCAGAAAAGGAGAAUCUAUGACAUCACUAAUGUGCUGGAGGGCGUUGGUCUGAUUGCAAAAAUCUCAAAGAGCAUAGUGAAGUGGAGAGGAGCAAUACCAGGAGAAAAUGCUUAUGUUCUAAGCAACAGACUGAUCGAGUUGAGGUCUGAGCUGAGGGACUUGGAGCAGCAGGAGUAUAUGUUGGACCAGCAGAAAUUCUGGGUUGAACAGAGCAUCAGGAACACCAGGGAAGACUGCAGUGAUCUGACAUAUGUGAACCAUGAAGAUAUCUGCAACUGCUUUAGUGGCCAUACUCUCUUGGCAGUACGGGCGCCAUCUGGCACACAGCUCGAUGUACCCAUUCCCAAAGCUGUCCAGAACAGCCCAGCAAAGUACCAGAUCCAUCUAAAAAGCAUCAACGGGCCAAUAGAUGUCGUACUUCUUAACAAACUCUCUGUCAGCUCUGUUCCUGUCGUACUGCCUGUCCCACCACCUGAAGAACUUUUACGCAACGCCAAACCAACCAUACCAACUUCAGAUGAGACGGCAAGCAGUGUGGGACCCUUUCAGGCGUCAGCUAAUACCAAACAUGACGCCAAAUCUAAAGGACCGGCCACGGAGGACAUGCGACACCUUCAGUCAUCGCCAUUUAAAAACAGACCGGAUACAUCGAAAUCACAAGGUUUAUCAAAAGAAUUGCAGGACCUACUACGCCCAACCAAAGAAAUGAUGACUGCAGAUCGAAUAAGAGAGCUUAUUGCCUCUGAUGUUUUUCCUCCACUCCGUCUAUCUCCGCCCCCAUCUGAACAUGAAUACCCCUACAAUCUGGAUGACAGUGAAGGCCUCUGUGACCUCUUUGACGUACCGAUGCUCAAUGUUUGACCAUGACUUCCUGUGUUACGGACUCCAAAAGUAAAUAUUUUACUCCAACAAUGUACAUAGUCAUCUAUUUUUAAAUAGUUAUUUGAUUGCAACCAAUAAUAAACAUAAUUUUGAACAUUG